Messenger RNA from Solea solea (common sole), 6053 nucleotides. RefSeq names its product huntingtin interacting protein 1 (gene hip1). Gene Ontology annotation, cellular component: presynapse; actin cortical patch; clathrin-coated vesicle. Bases 502 to 3546 code for a protein of 1014 amino acids. NCBI's taxonomy places the organism in Eukaryota, Metazoa, Chordata, Actinopteri, Pleuronectiformes, Soleidae. The transcript has 31 exons. Gene Ontology annotation, biological process: endocytosis; actin filament organization; clathrin coat assembly. Gene Ontology annotation, molecular function: phosphatidylinositol-3,5-bisphosphate binding; phosphatidylinositol-3,4-bisphosphate binding; actin filament binding. The record is from RefSeq and is a predicted model, not a curated record.
UCCAUGCUACUAUUGUCUACCAAGAGAGCGGGUUAUUUGCAAAAUAAAGGUUUCCUCCUGCUGUCCUGGUGUCAGCCUCUGUGUGUGCUGCUGCAUACAUACACAUGCAGGUUAGACUGUGCAGCAGCAGCAGCAGCAGCAGAUUUGAACAACGUUUCUCCAGCCUCUGUUUUCCCUCUCACUGCCUCGGUUCCUCGGCGGUCUGAUGCUGGGAGUCCUCGCUGGUCGGGGAGCUCGUUGGGCCCGCAGAGAAAGGAGAAGGGACGCGGAAGGAAGAAAGUAGGGGAGGAAGGAAGGACGGAGGCAGCAUUUUAAUACCAAAUCGGGACACAUGUUGAGCUAACAGCCCGCUCCAACUCCCCCCUCUUCUCCUCCCAAAUGCAUUUGGUGCCUCAAUCGCUUUCCCGUUACUAAUUACUCCGCGUCAGGAUCAAGCGAGCGGAUCUUCUACUCCUCCUCCGGCUCCGAGGGUCCACGCUCAGCGUGUCGGCGCGGACCAUCAUGGAUCUCAGUAAAAUUGCUGUCAGCAUCAAUAAGGCCAUCAACACACAGGAGGUUGCUGUCAAAGAGAAACAUGCCAGGACCUGCAUCCUGGGAACGCAUCAUGAGAAAGGCGCCCACACAUUCUGGGCAGCAGUCAACCGGCUUCCUCUCUCCAGUAACGCAGUGCUCUGCUGGAAAUUCUGCCACGUCUUCCACAAGCUGCUGCGAGACGGACACCCCAACGUGAUAAAGGACUCCAUGAGAAACAAGGCUGAUUUGACUGAUAUGAGCAGGAUGUGGGGACACCUGAGCGAAGGCUAUGGGAAGCUGUGCAGCAUCUACCUCAAACUGCUCAUCACCAAAAUGGAAUUUCACAUCAAAAACCCUCGUUUCCCCGGCAACCUGCAGAUGUCAAACAGACAGCUCGAUGAGGCGGGCGAGAACGACGUGAACAACUUCUUCCAGUUGACUGUAGAAAUGUUUGACUACCUGGAGUGUGAGCUCAACCUCUUCCUGGGUGUAUUCAGUUCCCUGGACAUGUCUCGAUCGGUUUCGGUGACGGCAGCGGGUCAGUGUCGUCUGGCUCCACUUAUUCAAGUCAUCCUGGACUCCAGCCACCUGUAUGAUUACACUGUAAAGCUACUGUUUAAGCUGCACUCCUGCCUUCCAGCUGACACUCUCCAGGGCCACAGAGAUCGUUUCCAGGAGCAGUUUAAAAAGUUAAAGAGUCUGUUCUAUCGCUCUAGUAACUUGCAGUAUUUCAAGAGGCUGAUUCAGAUCCCACAGUUGCCUGAGAACCCUCCUAACUUCCUGCGUGCGUCAGCUCUGUCAGAGCACAUCAGCCCCGUGGUUGUGAUCCCUGCCGAAUCCUCCUCCCCCGAGUCCGAGCACAUGGCUGAGACGGACGACCUGGUGGACACAGAUGUUCCCUCACUGCCGGCUCCUGUGGAGACCAAGUUCGACGACCUGUUCGGCACAUCGGCUGCUAUAGACCCGUUCAACUUCAACAGUCAGAACGGCAUGCGCAAGGACGACAAAGAUCGUCUGAUUGAACAGUUGACAAGGGAGAUCCAGGCCCUCAAAGACGAGCUGGAGUCUUUCAGACUGGAGAGCGGUCGGUUGUGUCAGGUGCUGAGGGGGCGUAUCAGCGAGUUGGAGGCGGAGCUUGCCGAGCAGAGUCACCUGAGGCUGCAGGCUCUUGGAGAGAGCGAGUUCUUGAAGGCCGAGCUGGACGACCUGAGGAGGGUCAGAGAGGACACGGAAAAGGAGCAGCGGAGCCUGACGGAGAUAGAGAAAAAAGCUCAGGCCAAUGAGCAGCGCUACACCAAACUGAAGGAGAAGUACACAGAGUUGGUUCAGAGUCACGCAGACCUGUUGAGGAAGAACGCAGAGGUGACCCGGCAGGUGACGGUGGCUCGGGCAGCACAGGAUGAGGUGGAGACGGUGAGGAAAGAGAUGCAGGAGAAGGUGAAAACGGCUCAGGAGGUUGCAGACAGACAGGAAAGGGAACAGCUGGAGCAUCUUCAGGAGAUUCAGAGGGAGCUGGUGUCCAGCCGGGCGGAGCUGGACGCCCUGAAGACGACCGUGGCCUCGUCACAGCAGUCAAGCGAAGCACUCGGCACCGAGCUUGCCACCCUGCAGUCUGAGAAGGCCGAGCUGGUGCAGUCCCUGUCAAAGGUGGAGGCGGCGUUGGUGGCCCAGGGGCAGGAGCUAGAGCGGGUCCAAAGCUCGCUGGUGACUGAGAGGGAGAGUGGGGUGAAGACAGCCGAGUCCCUGCAGAAUCAGCUCAAUGAGAAGGAGAGCAGGGAGCAGACGUUGGAGGGCCAGCUGGUUGCAGCUCGCUGGUCCAGUCUGCAGGGAGCUGUGGAAGAGGCAGAGAAAAUCAUCCGGGACUCGCUGGCUCAGAUCGACGACCCGGCACACAUCAGCUGCACCAGCUCUGCCGACUACCUAGCGUCCAGAUGUCAGGCCUCUUUAGACUGUAUGGAUCGACUCCACUCGGCCAGAGAGGCCUUCAUGACAGACAGCACAGGUGUGUGCGAGCUGCUGCGAGUGGUGACACAGUGUGGCCAUCUGGUGGGAGACACCAUCGUUCAGGGUAGUGCCACCUCACACAUGGUGCCUGUGGAGCAAGGUGAUGCUCUGACAGAAAGUGUAAAGAAGUGCGGGGCCGAGGCGCUGUCUCUGCUGGAGCAGAUGAAGCAGCAGGAUGACCUGGCUGCAGCUGACGACAGCAAACUGAAGGCAGCUCUGGAGGCCAUCCUCGCCACUGCAGAGAAACUGCGUCCUCGUGGUUUGGAGCUGCAGCAGGGGGAGCUGGGAGACCUUGUGGAGCAGGAAAUGGCUGCCACGUCCGCUGCUGUGGAAUCGGCUGCUGCCAGGAUAGAGGAAAUGCUCAACAAGUCUCGAGCAGUUGAUACAGGAGUCAAGAUGGAAGUCAACGAGAGGAUCUUGGCAUCGUGUACAGAACUGAUGCAGGCGAUCAAGGAGCUCGUCCUGUCUUCCAAAGAGCUGCAAAGAGACAUUGUGGAGAGCGGCAGGGGGGCAGCCUCCAUGAAGGAAUUUUAUGCCAAGAAUUCCCGCUGGACUGAGGGCCUGAUCUCUGCCUCCAAAGCAGUGGGAUGGGGAGCAACAGUCAUGGUGGAUGCUGCUGAUCUGGUGGUGCAGGGCAAAGGGAAAUAUGAGGAGUUGAUGGUGUGUUCACAUGAAAUAGCUGCCAGCACAGCACAGCUAGUAGCUGCCUCUAAGGUUAAAGCAGACAAAGACAGCAGCAACCUGCGACGCCUGCAGCAGGCGUCCCGCGGCGUCACACAGGCCACUGCUGGCGUCGUGGCCUCCACCAAAUCCGGGAAAUCCCAGAUUGAAGAAAAAGACACAAUGGACUUCUCCAGCAUGACUCUCACACAGAUUAAACGACAGGAGAUGGAUGCACAGGUCCUAGUUCUGGAGCUGGAGACUCGUCUGCAGAAAGAGCGAGAGCGUCUCGGUGAACUGAGGAAGAAGCAUUAUGAGCUGGCCGGAGCAGCAGAAGGCUGGGGCGAGAGUGAUGAGGGCACAGGUUGAGACCUUUCCUCCACUCCACCUCGCCCCCCCUUCCUCUGCCAAAAGACCGGCUUCUGUCUUCAGUCUCUCUCCUUUUUGUUUUUCCUCUUCUCUUUUUUGUUUGUUUGUGAUCCAAGCCAAAUGAAAAGGUGCUUCUUCUCUGAACCUGCUCCUCCACCCAUGUCCGGAAGCUCCCAUUGACGGACGGCACUGAAGGGCCCUGCGGAGGGCGGGGUUUGAUGGAAGUAGGAAAGAAAUGGAUGCGAGGAGUGGGGAGAAAAGCCGAGAGUGCGGCCCGACUUCACAGCCUCAUGUUCCCUCUGCCUCUCGCCCUGGACUGUGUUGGUGGAAAGUGGCGCUGAAGUUGACGCUUUCAGUUUUUCAGAGUAUUUAUUGUCCUCCUCCUCUGUCAUCUUUUUCCGUUUCUUCUUCUUUUAUUGAGGAAUCACAGCAGAGAUGAUACAAGCACAAGGUCUUCUCAAGAAACCCCCAGGACUGACCGCACAAACAACAAGCUCUCAGCAGAAAGAGAGGAGAUGAGUGACUGUCUGUCUUCUCCGGCACUAAACCAUGUCUCUGUCACACUGACUGCACACACGCGCUCCUGUGUAACACGUGUGUGUGUGUGUGUGUGUGUGUGUGUGUGUGUGUGUGUGUGUGUGUGUGUGUGUGUGUGUUGGUGGCGAGCUUCUGAAGCCGAGGGAGCUGAGCUGCUCAGUUUGACCUUCGCUUUCUUUCUCGUCUUUUCUCACUGUGAGAUUAUCACCUUAUUAAGUCCACACCACUGCAGGUGCUGGUUCACUGGACUUUUUGCCUUUCACCUCCUCAUCAUUGUAACAACUGUGACCUGUGACUGUUAAAAUUUCCCUACUGGGCCCCGCCCCCCUCCUCUUUAUAUUUUAACAGAUGUUUGUCUGGAAACUUUUAAAACAAAACAGGGAACUAAAGCACACAAACUGGCCUUGCUCCUGAUGAGCUGUGAGACUGCCAAUUACUUCGCACUACAUCAUCGGAGGUUAGAUGUGGCAGUGCAUCCUGGGAAGGUCAACAGUUGUCGCUAAAAACACUAAUGACAUGGGGUCAUUUUUUUAGACAUUUCAGUUAGUAGAAGGGGGCAGUGGGAGGCAAGUCUGCUCUUCUGCUGCUUCACGUCUGGCAACAAACACAGAAAGUUUGAAUACAUUUCAAGAUCCCGCCUCGGUUCCCGUCACAGCGGCAGCAGCUCUGGAUGUAGAGCCGGGAUCGAGCGUUGUUUGUCGCAGCGUUACAAGCAUCUGCUCCGACUAGAGACGUCAUGACGGCGCCAGCAGGAUGACGACUGUUCUCCUGGUGAGGAUUAUAAUCCUUUUAGGGCAACUGCAGGAGACAGGUCUGAUAAAUCUGCACAAGAGGAAAAAGUUAAUCAUUGUUGGAUUUGAAGGAGCCCCACUGCACAAACCUCGAUCAUUGAAAUGUCAAAGAUUCACCUGCCUCUUUAAACUGUUUGGCUGCGGUUUUCUAAAUCCUUCUGUAACAGCCAGUGCCACAGUGGACCGUGACGUAUGCAGCACACAGACUGCAGCGUUUUCAUUAGCUUCCUCGAGACCAAGUAGCUGUGUAUAUAAAAACUAUGAGCCUUUUACUGUUGGAAAUAAUCCCUUGCUUUCUUCACAUGGCAUCCGUUUUUGCAUCUAAAGAUUCCGUACAGUUGAAUUAGAGAUAGAAAACAGUGACUGUCGACUAAUGUAAGUCAUUAUUUCUUCCACACGGCGUCGUUAUUUAACAGAUUUUUGUACUGAGACUGAUAACCUGACUUUAAACGCGGACUGCAAGAAUACAGACCAUGCCUUUGUGUAAAAACCACGAGAUGAGCGGACAUCCAUUUUGAAACCUGGCCUCCUUAUUUCUCCUUCCUGUUUGACCGUAGCGAUUGUGAUUCUCUUAAAGUUUCUCUUUCUGUCUGUGUUAACAUACUUAGUUUUGACGCUCCACGUCAGCUGCGUAGCUCCAAAAAAAAAACUCACACAUGGAGCAGCAGUUGGUCACAAAAGUGUUUUCUUUCUUCCAAUGCAACAACAUCCAUCUGCUGCACCAACCAGGUUCAAACAAACACGUACUGUUGGCUCCAGGUCUGUGUAUAAUCAUUUUCAAUCCUGAUUUUAGAGUUCUGUUACUUUAACCUCACAUGAGCACAACAUUUGAUUUGAGAAAUUGGAAGAUGAAACAAAGGAGGAUGCGUCCACUUUUGUUUCGUGUAUUUUUAAGUGUCUUGAAAGAUAACUGCACCUUGAGGGACUUAAGUAGUUGUAUUUAGUUUUUCUUGCCCAUGUCUUCUGUAUUAACCUCCCUCUGUCUCUCACUCUGGGGUCUGUGUCUGUAGUCGUACCAGCUCAGCCAGCCUUUCAAACUGCCUCACACUGUAGUCAAAGAGAAACAAAUACUCACAUAGCAACAGUGAAAUAUGUCUUUGUAUGAUAUACUAAAACUUUGUUGGUGGGUUUGUUUUUAUUUUUUCAGUUUUUAAAUAAAUAUUUCAACUUGUUAAUACA